Orbicella faveolata is the source of this 2140-nucleotide messenger RNA. Its product is annotated as nucleoside diphosphate-linked moiety X motif 6-like. Gene Ontology annotation, molecular function: NAD binding; NADH pyrophosphatase activity; ADP-ribose diphosphatase activity. Lineage: Eukaryota; Metazoa; Cnidaria; Anthozoa; Scleractinia; Merulinidae. The record is from RefSeq and is a predicted model, not a curated record.
UCCAGCGGUCAAUCUUGAAAAUUCAAAAUGGCGGACGAGUACUGAGUGGAAAUUGCAAAAUAAUAUUUAGAGGUUUUUGGUAUAAAAGUAACUUCAUGCUACGCAUAUUUAGAAGAUAUGUUGACAAGACUGGCAGAGCACUUAGCUUCUGUCGAUAUGAGCACAGUUCUCCGGUAAGAUCAUCACUGAAAUGGGAGGAAACACAGUUCAACGGAGUGGAAGUGAAUUUGAGCCAGCUUGAAGACAACCCUAACCUUGAUGAGUUUUCUACCAGAUUAAAAGAUAGUAUUCUGCACUGGAAAAGGGUCAGAAAGAAAUCAGUGUGGAUGAAAGUACCAAUUGCUCAGAGUUACCUGAUACCCGUGGCAUUUAAUCAUGGCUUCAGUUACCAUCAUGCUGUUGGUGACUAUGCCAUGCUGUUAAAAUGGCUUCCAGGGAGGCAAAGUAAGGUACCUCCUUAUGCUACACACCAAGUUGGAGUUUCAGGUCUUGUUCUUAACAAAGAAAAAAGUGAAGUGUUGGUUGUUCAAGAAAAGAAUUUGUUAAAAAUUGGCCCACACAUAAGAAAGGCAGUAUGGAAAUUUCCUGGAGGACUUUCAGACGAAGGAGAAAGUCUUGAAGAAACAGCCACUCGUGAAGUCUGGGAAGAGACUGGAGUCAGAGCAGAAUUCAAGUCUGUCUUACUAUUUAGACAACAGCAUCAAAUGAGGAAUGCCUUUGACAAGUCUGACAUCUACAUUGUGUGUAGAAUGGAACCAUCAAGUUUUGGAAUAAGCCACUGCGAAGACGAGAUUGCCAAGUGUGAGUGGAUGAAAUUAUCAACUCUCAUUACUCACACGGACACCACUCCGUUGACCAAGUUAGCAGCCAGGUUAACAUUGCAUGGACUGAAGAAUGGAUUUGAAAGUGUUGACAUUGUGGGAAACAGAGUGCAAUCUUGGGUGAAUCCCAACCAGACAUUCACUCUCUUCCACAAAUAUCUACCAAGCUAGCAAUAGUGACUUUUAGAGUACUUUCCAUUAUGCCAAAGAUUCUAGAAAUUUCAGCCGGAAGUCAAAUGGAAAGGUCCAUUUUGGUUCCUUCAGACCAGAAUGGUCUUGGAGGUGGUCUACUUUGACUGGUCAGACCGAAAUUUGCCGUUCCAUUUUCACAAACUGGUUCAUUGCCCUACUUCUCUUCAGUAGCUUUCACUUAUGUAAGGAAUUUGGGAAAGGAAUAAAAAAAUGGUAAGAGCCAUUCUUGUUGGUUGGCCCGGUUUGAUUGAAAAAUGUCGUUCCAUUUGUCCUCGGGUAAUCCCACUGGUCUCUGACCGGUCGGUCUGGCAUAAUGGGCAGCGCCCUCAAUUUCAGUUAUCCAAUGUACUCUGGAGUCUGGAUUUUUCAAACUACGUGAGGGAACAGAGACCAGUUCAAAACAUUGGGAGGUUUCAAAAAUUGAGGCCACUAAUGCCCCUAACUUUUUUGCAAGCAAGUGAAAGAUAGCUUAAUUGAAUAAUCAGGAGGUUCCAGAAAUCUUGGGUUGAUAAAAUUGGGAUUCCACUGUAUUCUAGUAAUAAUUAUUGCUCACCAAAGACAGUGGAAUUCAAUAGGCGUAAUUAUCAGGUCAAAAUACUAGAACAUUGUAUUCACCAAGUUUGAAGGAUGCAGCUUGGCUUGAAGAUGCUCAGUGUAUUUUCUAAUUUUCCAUACAUUUUCCUGCAAAUUUGGCUGGGUGGACGCGAUUCAUGGGAAAAAAUUAUAGACAAAUGUAUGGGAAAUUAAAAAUUAACUGAACGUCUUCUAGCCCAGCUACAUCCUUCAAAUUUGGUGAAUACAAUCAGUGCUACCUAGAUGGUAAAGUUGCGGUUUACAAGUAGUGCAAAAUUCAAUAUUUAAAAAAUGUUAUUUCCCAUCGGAUGCCCAUACAAACACUGUAAUUUCUGACCGCUUUGCCUGUAGACAUGGCACGAUGGCGUCAAAAACCAUGAUUAGGCAUAUUUAUUAGGCAAUAUCAAGCUGCCUCUUAUGCUAGAUAUGUUAAACAUGAUGCUAAGUGAUUUGUAGCUGAAGUACAGGCCUGGUUCUACAUAAUUAAUACUAAACUGAAACACAUAUAACUGUACAAAUUAUGCAGUGCAAAUUAUUUUUAUUUAAUAUUAAAU